GUGGAGACUUCUGGGAGGUGUAGUCCUUCUAAAGGAUGUCCGGUUUCCGGGAGGUGAAAGAUGAAACGUCACAGCUUCUCUUUCAACUGACAACAACAUGGCGCCGGCGGAGGGAACUUUAAAUUGAACGAGUUUCUAAAAAAGGAAAUUAAGACAUUCUGAAGGAUCAGAAAUAACUUAUUGAAAGUAUAAAUGCCGUGUUCGUUUACAUAGCUUGAACUGAAGACGCGAUUAUUAAGCUGUUUUUUUUCUGGAGUAAGAAUUUCAAAGUUUUUGCAGGGGGUGAGGAGGAGGGGGGGGGGGUGUUCUUAGUCCAAUAAGAGGAAGCUCAGUGCUGCCCCCUGCUGUUGAAGAUGAAACUGGCAGUGCCGACGGCAGAUCGUACCCCCAAAUCCUACACCCCCCUACACUACACUGACCAGGAGAGCUUUCCUUCAAACUGCGUCCCAAAACGACCGGGGUGCAGAGUCCAGGACACUGUCUCUGUGAAGAGCAACCCCAUGUUAUUGGGGUCCACUGACCAGGAGAGCCUCCCGUCGCACUGCGCCCCAAGACCUUUGGGGUGCAGUGAUGGAGACGCAUCGUUAUGGGGGGUGCAGUGACCCCGAGAGCCCGUCUGUGCAGAGCGACACCUCAUUGUUGGGGUACCCGGAGUCUGUGCCCACGCGCCACGCCCCCACUCCCCUGCACUCCGAACCCGAGCCCCUGGGGUCCCUCCCGGACCUCGAUAUCUCACUGACCCCCGAGAAGAUGAGCCGGGGUGCGGGGGGGAUCCUGAAGAGGAGAGGAAGAGGAGGAGGAGGAGGAGGAGGGAACAGACACCGACAGGUGCGCUUUCACAUGACUCCCAGGUCAGACACCAGCACCUGCAAGGACAGCGAUGACCUUUCACCCCGGCCGGAGAGGGAGGCGGAGCCCCGCACUGUGACGCCGGUGUCGGGGGGCGUUGACACCCCCAAACCCAACCUCAACCCCAACCCCACAGCCGUCUUCUCAAUGGAGGGGUCCUCGUCACGCCAAAAGGCACCCGGGAGGACAGCUAAGGGCAAGGCCCUCAAGGCUGUUGAUGAGCGGACGAAAAGCAGAGCCCAGCAGGCAGUGGGUGAGACGCCCGUGGAGGCCGGUCCAGGGGUCCUUCUGGAGAGACCGGAGCUGCACACCACGCUGGCCCUGGGGGCGGAGCUGAGGGGCGUGGAGGGGGCGGAGUUUCAUCCCAGGAGGGCGGUGCUCGAGCAGCUGAGAAAAUCAUCCCUGACAAGAAACCUUGUGGAGGGGAAAAUAGCAGAGGCUGUGAAUGUGCCUCGGUUUGAGACCCGGUUCCAGGCUCUGGUCAGCCUUGCGGUUCCUCAGCAGGAUGUUCUGAGCUCCGCAGUGAGAGAGCGGCUGGCGCUGGUACCGCCCGGCCGGACCCAGCCCGGGAAGAGUUCUCCAGCAGAGGGUCCCGACCUCCUCGCCUUCUACAGCCCCUGCGAGCUCCUGUGGGAGACCCCGCACCUGCCCCUGGAGGGGCUGCCCCCUCUCCGAGCGAGCGCCAGACCCCGACCCCCCCAAACUACUUUCAACCUCUACAGCAAACGCAGGCAGUGGGAGUCCUGAGCGGGGACCCCCUUAUUGAUCUGCGCCCCCAAAACACUACAACCCCCGGCAUAGCGCACCCCACCUCGUAGCGCACAGUCUGGCAAUCUCUGAACCCCUCGAUUCUUGUCGGAUUGGAAAUGUGAUGUGAUGUGAUGUCAGCUGUGAUCUGCGAUUUUUUUUUUUCCUAUUAAUUUUCUACAGUAUGGUUUGCAAUAAAAGAAAUUCUAUAAAA
This is a messenger RNA of Acipenser ruthenus (sterlet), 1810 nucleotides long. It is a transcript of the gene ppp1r35, whose product is annotated as protein phosphatase 1, regulatory subunit 35. Bases 571 to 1596 code for a protein of 341 amino acids. Gene Ontology annotation, molecular function: phosphatase binding. Gene Ontology annotation, biological process: negative regulation of phosphatase activity. The record is from RefSeq and is a predicted model, not a curated record. Lineage: Eukaryota; Metazoa; Chordata; Actinopteri; Acipenseriformes; Acipenseridae. The transcript is spliced from 6 exons.